AUUGCGUCACGUAUGACGUCAGCGCGUCGUCCGGCCCAAUGUUUACAUCGUGGAGCGGUGUCCCUGAUCCCGACGAAAAUUUAAAGAACAAUACUGACGACUAACCAAACCGAUCGGCAUCACCAUAAGGCGAGAUGGGCGGAGCAGUCAGCGCCGGAGAGGACAACGACGAGUUGAUUGACAACCUGAAGGAGGCCUACUACAUCCGCUCGUGCCUGGUGGAGCGGGCCUUCCGAGCCAUUGACCGCGCCGACUACUACCUGGAUGAGUACCGGGAGAACGCAUACAAGGAUCUAGCAUGGCGGCACGGGAACAUCCACCUGUCGGCUCCAUGCAUCUACUCGGAGGUGAUGGAGGCCCUGGAUCUGUACCCUGGGCUCUCCUUCCUCAACUUGGGCAGUGGGACGGGCUACCUCAGCACCAUGGUGGGCCUGAUACUGGGGCCAUUCGGGGUCAACCACGGGGUGGAGCUCCACGCUGACGUGAUCGAGUACGCCUACCAGAAGCUGGACAACUUCAUCAAAACCAGCGACAGCUUCGACAAGUUUGAGUUCUGCGAGCCGUGCUUCGUGGCGGGGAACUGCCUGGAGAUCCCCCCCCACAGCCGUCAGUACGACCGGGUGUACUGCGGGGCGGGGGUGCAGAAGGAGUACGAGAGCUACAUGAAGAACGUGCUCAAGGUGGGGGGGGUCCUGGUGCUGCCUCUGGAGGAGAAGCUGACCAAGAUCACCCGGACGGGCCCCAACAGCUGGGAGACCAAGAAGAUCAUCUCGGUGUCCUUCGCUCCUCUGGUCCUUCCCAAAUACAACAACAACGGCAAGCCCAAGGCCGUGCCCUUACCCGUGCUGGAGGUCCGCUCCCUGCAGGAGCUGGCCCGCAUCUCCAUCCGCCACGCCCUCCGCGUGACCCGGGACGGGGCGGGGGGCGGGGGGGGGCCGGCGCGCGGCCGCGGCUCCUCCUUCAGCGUGGGCCGGGGCCUGGCGGUGGCCGGACUCCACAAGUACGGGCCCCGCUUCAAGCGGCGCCGCGUCCACCGCCGCCACAGCAACAGCCUGGCGCCCGGCGGGCGGGCGGCGGCGCAGUCGGGCUCCGCCCCCCCCGACGGCAACAACAACAACGCCCACCACCGCCGAGCCAGGGAGCGAGGGGCCACGGAGGAGGAGGACGACGACGACGACCGGGAGGCCCGGCGGCGCCGGAGGGGGGGCCGCAGGGUACUGAGGGGCGCGCCGGAGGAACCCGAGGCAGCCGAGGAGCCGGCCGAGGACGGGGACGAGCCGAGGGCCCGGGGGGAGUCCCUACGGGCCGAGCCCGCCGUCAACGUGCUGAGGGAAAGGAUUCUGGGGCUGCCCCUGCCCGAGCCGCUCAAGAUGUAUCUGCUGUACUACCGGGAGAAGUGAGGCCAGGCGCUCAGCGCACGCACACAGCUAGGGCUCCACUCAGAGGGGGGGGGGGGGGGGG
This is a messenger RNA of Gadus chalcogrammus (walleye pollock), 1461 nucleotides long. RefSeq names its product protein-L-isoaspartate O-methyltransferase domain-containing protein 2. Gene Ontology annotation, cellular component: cytoplasm. Gene Ontology annotation, molecular function: protein-L-isoaspartate (D-aspartate) O-methyltransferase activity. NCBI's taxonomy places the organism in Eukaryota, Metazoa, Chordata, Actinopteri, Gadiformes, Gadidae. Gene Ontology annotation, biological process: protein modification process. The transcript has 7 exons. The coding region runs from base 135 to 1400 and encodes 421 amino acids. The record is from RefSeq and is a predicted model, not a curated record.